AUGUUGUUAUCGUCUUUCCGAAACAUCUGUUACCCUGCAGGUCAAAGCAUUCCCUUGCACUCUGGUUCAACCCAGCAUUCAGCAGGACACUCGUGUUUGACUCUCCUCAGUAAAUAUCCUACUUUGAUCUCUGGCGUUUAUUGGAUUGAUCCUGAUGGUGGAUCCCAGGCCAACGCUUUCAAGGCUUACUGUGACAUGGAGACUGAUGGAGGAGGCUGGACACUAGUGUGGAGCUAUUCCUUCACUAAUUAUAGUCAUUUUACGAGCAAAUCAAAUGCAAUCACUCCGAGGCCAAAUUGGCCGAUGAGACCCGAAGUGGAUGUUCCUAUCUCCACAACUCCUCCAUCAAAUGAAACAGACUACAACGCCAUAAACUUCUCACUCUGGAAACAACUCGGCAGACAGGUUCUCAUCAAGAGCAACGUAAACAACUGGCUGGUGUGUCAUCCGGGAAAUGGCAGUUUGGUUGAUUGGCAGGAAGGUGACGUCAACUGUAAGAUAAUUAAACUCGUGAUUGACCCAAGCAUAUCAUUUUCUUCUGCGCCUUCUGAGUUUUCGCCGAACCGAGCCUAUGGACCGCUGUUCUACCUGAGUACACCCUGGGGGAGCAUUUCCUAUUACUUUGAUGGUUUUACAGGAAAUCAUUGGCCUACCCAUGAUCCUAGUGGAAGCAAUAGGCCUAACCAAAAGAAGAAUGUUGUUAAUCCACAUGGAAACAUUUUUGUUCGACCUUGAAAAUAUUAAAGAUGCAUUAGUAUAUGAAAUAAAUGGCAUAAAUAAAAAGUUAAAUAUCACUUUGAAGUUCAAGCCGGCUGAUGACUCGCAAUUCAAAUUAAGUGUUUUGUAAACAUUUUUUCUUUAAAACGUUCAAUACACAUUACUUUUAAAAAUAUUCAGACUGAAAUAUUGACUUCGGCAUCUACGUUAUUAUUUUGUUUCAUCUCAAAUGCGUUUGCGAGGCCGGUUGGUAACAAUAAUUUUGCUCUAGGACACACAUUUUUAAACAUUUACAUUUUCAUUUGUACUCAAAACAUUUAAGUUUCCUUGCUAGGUGUUUCAAACAACUUUACUGCAGUUAGAUGUUCAGUUUUAAUUCGUCUUCCACUAAUUUUUUCGUCAUUCAUUUUUCCGUUGAAGCCUUUUGGAUGUUCUUCCCAAAUGCUGUUUAUUUAUAGAAGUCAUGAUAACUGCAUUAUCAACCUGCUGGGCUUUUGUUUUUCAGUUUAAAGUCAAAAAAGAGUUGUGGAGUAAUUGGAAACGUAUUGUAAAGAAAACAAAAUUUCAAAGCUGUAUUUCUCUAUUUAAAUAGGAAAAUAGACUUUCAGACGAAGAUCACGUGCACGGAAUCAGCAAAUUUGAACUAAUAUAUAUCGAAGGUGCAGAUUUAUUCACAAAGGUUUCUGUGUGUCGCGCGGUGUUUUGCCAUUAAAAGAAAAGAGCGAGUUAAAAUUCCCUUUCUGGAUUGUUUUACAAUUUUCUCAACAAGAAGGCAAUUUAUAUGUUUCACACGUUUACUAAAGAAAAAAAUUUGUCGUGAGAUUCUCUCGACAUAUGUUAUUUCAAGUCGAGUACCGAUUUGCAUUGGUCUUUGCUCUUAGCGGCAAAUAUUGACAAACAGAAGUUUGUUGGAACAUCAAGUUUUGUAUCCAAAGGUACAUAAAAUGUUCCCUUGGAGGUGCACGCCACCGAUAAAUAUGAGCACAUUUAUUAAUCAUUAUAGUAUGCAUUGUUUAACUCCAAUACAGGUCGAACUCCCAGAAAGAACCAACUCACCCCAAGGUGAAAGCCACAAAUUCUUAUUGAUAAGUCUUGAUGCACCGAGAUAAACUUGAAUCUUUUACAUUUUCCUAGUUCACCAUCUCUACCCGGUUUUAGUGUCACCCUUUUCCACCUCCUCCAUGACCCUUCCUUUCUUAUCGUUGCCAUUUUUAGGUUUUCUUUCGCACUAAAAAGUUGUGAGCAGUCUUCUAAGUUUCGUUCGCCGUCAAAACACGACACGAAAAGUCGGAACGUAUACAGCUACUUAGAAUAGUUUCGAACGACUCUAGGGCCGCUUAUUGGUAAAGUAUCAUUGAUCAGACAAAGUUCAUAGAGAGGAAAUGUUUUGAGUCUAAUAAUUGUCUGAUACAGCUCAAUGGAAUUGUGAAAAAAGUCUGUAAAAGCGUAUGCCAGUAAACAUAAGGCUGGUCUUCGGGGCCUUGCUGUCGGAAACUGUAGACGAUCAUUUCGUCGUUGUUAUGUUAUACUAAGAGACCAGACACACGUUGAAAAGAAAACGGAAACUCGGGAUUAUGAUCUUUCUUUUGUUAGGGUAAAAGGUCGUCAUAUAUCUUCAGCUCGUUAAUUAAAAAGGUGCAGAUUUAUUAGGAAACGUGUGUUAGUGCGUUUUUGACAACACUUUCCCAUAUAAAUGCUAUUCAACGCAUAACUGUAAACGAAAACAAAAAAUUGCGCUAUACAUCGGAUAGAGAUUUAUCUAGUGGAUACCUAUGUCUGCCCUUCGAAGAACCGGAGCCAGGUCUAUAUCCUUUUAUAUAUAAUUAUAUAUUACCACUGUCCUAUUUGACUGAGCGCUCGCAUAGCUUUUAUUACUAUUUUGACGGUUACACAGGGAAGCAUUGGUCUGCCCAUGAUCCUAUGGGAAGAACAGAGCCAAACCAAAAGAAAAAUGUUGUUGAUCCACACGGUAACAUUUUUAUUCGAGCCGAGUGGCAAAGACAUAGUAAUAAAACCACACAUAUAUCUUUCAGAGGUGAUUGAAUUCUUAAAAUCAUUGCAUCCGAGAACUGGCAGCUUGGCUGAUUGGAGGGAAGAUGACAUCAGCUGUCAGGUCAUCAAGCACGUGACUGACACGUGAAAAGAUACACCGGCAUCUUUAUUUUUUGAACGGAUAAUAAGCUGUGGACCGAUUUUCUAAGCCGUCAACCCGUACUAUUAUUUUCGUAUCAAGAAAAGCGGAUCGGACUAAAGUUGAGCAGCUUUGUUUUAAGACUAACAAUGACCGUAUAUGGCCACUUUGGAACAAUGGCGGGUUAACGGUUCCACAGGGUGUAACUGGCUUGUCCAUGAUCAGAGAGCAUUUCAUUUGUUAAAUUAGUCUAUGAAAGUUAGUUGCUCUGUAAUGAGCACCUGUUCCCGUUAUCCGUAUAUUUCUUAUAGCACAUUUACCCAGGGAAGGGUAUACAAAACAGUCAUAAGGAAAAUUCAAGUAAAACAAAUUCAUAUUGCUUGAUUAGUUAUUCUUACUUAAAGACACAGAGAAUGCCCAACCCCUGAUGAUAUUUUAAUAAAUCAGCUGCAGUACCAAGAUAGUACAUUCUCUUGAAAAUACUGUCAAAUAAAAUAAUUAUUACAAUUUGAUUUAAUUGAUUUAUGUGAAUAAAACGUUGUCUUGUAUUGUCAAUAAUGUGAACCUUUUCUUUAUAGGGGUUGAUCGCGAUCUUUAAGUUAAGUCACUACAGAUUCUCGCUUCCUCAUAUUAAAAUCAUUCAUUGACAAACCUAAGAUUUUUUCUCGUAUCACAAAAUUACCACUUGACUCUCCUCCGCAAAUAUUCUGACAGAACGUUAUUAUUUAAUCAAUAUACUUGCUGCUGUUCCCUGAGGGAAAAUCCUUGUUUUUCGGAGUGUAUAUCUAAUAUUUAUAAAUUUUUGCGAUAUUAUUGUUUCUACUUUAUUAAGUAAAAACGAACGAAUAAAAGCAAAAACAAACAAAAGACAUCAAGAAAAAAAAGCAGAACGAAAAGCAAAAUAGAAAUCAUUAAAAAUCACAGGGAGGGAUCCUUUCACUUCUAGCAAAUUCUCGGCACUAUUUGGUAUCUGUACAUUUAGACUGCCCUUUUAGUACGUUUUAUAACGGUAGCCAACCAUAUGCAUCAUCAUCAAACUUGUAAUUGAUCCAAUUUUCUCGCUGAAUUAUACAUGCCUUACUUUUUCAUUUCUAUUCAGGAAAGUAAUUCUUCUUUUCCAGUUGUUUCAUACAAAAGGCCGGUUUUUUUUUCAUGUCCGGUUUUAAUUUUUUCUCUUAACAAUUUUGUUAUUUUCUUAUUUUUAACUUUGUAUUUCAAAUUUUUUAUUUCUUCGCUGUUACAUAAAAGACCUUUUUUCAGCCUUCCGGUAUUUCCAUAUUCUGUUUACCUAGAAGUCAUGAUGAUUGUAUUAUAAACCUGCAGGACUUGUGCAUUUCAUUUAAAAUGUCAAAAUAGAGUUGUGGAGUAAUUGGAAACGUGUUCUUAAGAAAACAAAAUGUCAAAGCUCUAUUAUUAUAUCCAAAUAGAAAAAUUGACUAUCACGCGAAGAUCACGGAAUCAUUAAAUUUAUAAUUUAUAUUAACGAUACAGAUCUGUUCACAAAGGUUUCUGUGUGUCGUGCGGUGUUUUUCCAUCAACAGGAAAGGGUGGGUUAAAAGUUCUGUUGCUUUCUGAUCUUUCUGUCUUGUUUGACCAUUUUGUCUAUAGGCAAGUAAUUCAUAUGUUUUAUACGUUUACUAACUAUACAUAUUGUCUCAAGAUUCUCUUGACAGAUGUUACUUCAAGUCGAGUACCGAUUUGCAUUUGUCUUGUUCUUAACGGCAAAGACAACCGAAGGAGCCGAAAAUGGUGUUUUCUUUCAAAUCAAAGAAAACAAAUUUUUCACCUUUGGAGAAGAAAGCCCUUUUUGGUCUGGGGCUGAUUCUUUGCUUUCCUGUUCUGUUUUGUGUGCGAGGCAAGCUUCUUGCAGAGGUGCAAACUUUCUGCAAAAAGCAGGACAUUGUUAUCUUCUUCGCGACGAAAUGCAAACUAGUUCAGCAGCUGGGCGGCUUUUAGAGCGAGAUGGCUCUUUCUAUUUAAAAAAGGUAUUUCACAUCUAUUUUGUUUUACAUGUUAUAGUUUUCGGAUGACAACUUGCGAUUAUUUUAGCAUGAUCACGACCCAGAAAACCGUUGCUCGAUCUUUCCCAUCAGAGGGAAGACUUUUCACAGCAAAACUGAUUACUGUUAUCAUAAUUUCAAGAGACCGUCAAAAACUCUAUUAAAUUUAAUUUCAGUUUAAGAAAACUACGAAAAAGACCAGAGCGUUUAAUUCAUGGUGUGCCGAAGUAAUAAAAAAGGGAAAGUCUUAGAUGCAUGAAUAUUUAUAAAGAGCAACUCUUUAAAAAAAUAUAUUUUGACCUUAUCAACUGAGUUGAUAAUGUUAGUUGGCCGCCUUCAAGACUGUUAAGAGCUAACCUUUCAAGCUAUGGCCCUCCUUCAGCUUUAGAAACUCAAUGUUGGCCAGUUUGCAUUGACCCCACCUAUUUAACACCAGAGCUUCUUUCGAAAAUUACCCCCUUUAGCUAAAAAAUAGGGAAGACAUAACCAAUUACCAGAAGUUAAAUACAAAAUCAAGCUUAUCAUCCAAAGCACAUAAAACGUCCAGUUUUAAGCGGUAGCCACAGACAACUACGAGCACGUACAUUUAUUAAGCAAUAAGCCUUCAAGAAUUUCGUACGCAUGCGUAUGAGGUAUGGAUAUUAACUGAUAUGUAUUGUUUGACUCCAAUGCAGGUUCACCUCCUAGGAAUACCCAGUUCACCCCAAGGUGAGAGCGGCAGACUUGUGUUGAGAUUAAUAACUAGGGGACUGAUUUAAACUGCCAAAUUCCACCCUCUGAACCCCAACAUCGGUAUGCAUAUUCUGCAUAAACUGGUCUUUAUACUUUUCUUAAGGUACUGGCUAGGAGAAUUUGUUUAUCAAUCAAGAGCUUCGUUAGUUGGUGAUCGUUUCCUUUAUUAUCGUGAUUCUGGUUCAAGGGUGAUUUUGUAAAGAAAAAGAAAAUGCCAGGGGGCAUUCUUAGGGGUCAAGUUAUUAAUGAAAAGUUGAUGGCAGUUUCCCUAGCUUUCAUACCGCAGAAAAACACGACGCAAAAAAUUGUUGGACAUUACAUGGUUUUGAAAGACUGUGAUCAUGAUGUCGCAAUAAAGUUGGCAAACAACAAAAAUUUAAAAAAUGAGCAAUACUUGUCUGAAAUAUCGUUGAAUUGUCAGAUCGAUGAGCAGGUGAGGGAAUAAAAGCUGGAUAACGAAUUGGGGACAGAGAACUGGUCUUCAAUAACAAAAUCUUUACAAAACCAAGUUUUAAUAAUUGAAACACUUGUUAUCCAUUUUUUCAAAACUUUAUGACCCAAUAGGUCAAACCAUUCCUUUGCACUCUGGUUCAAACUUGCACUCAGUAGUAGGACAUUCAUGCCAGACCCUCCUUAGGGAGAAUCCUACUUCAAACUCUGGUGUUUAUUGGAUUGAUCCUUUUAAUGGAUCUCAGGCAAACGCUUUCAAGGUUUACUGUGAUAUGGAGACGGAUGGAGGAGGCUGGACAUUGGUAUGGAGCUAUUCCUUUACUUAUUACGGUCAUUUUAACAGUAAAUCGAAUGCAAUCACUCCGAGGCCAAAUUGGCCGGUGAGAUCUGAAGUAGAUGUUGCUAUCUCCACAACUCCUCCAUUAAAUGAAACGGACUACAAAGCCAUGAACUUCUCACUCUGGAAACAACUCGGCAGACGGGUGCUCAUUAAGAGCAACAUCAACAACUGGCUGGUGUGUCAUCCGGGAAGUGGCAGCUUGGUUGAUUGGCAGGAAGGUGAUGUCAACUGUACUAUCAUCAAACAGGUGACUGAUCCAAGUCACAAGGUGGUCCCUUCCAAAUUUUCAACAUCCAACAAAAUGGGUAUGGACCGCUGUUCUAUUUGAGUGUGCCCCGUGUAACUUUUAUUACUAUUUUGACGGUUGCACAGGAAAGCAUUGGCCUACCCAUGAUCCUCUGGGAACAAAUAAGCCCAACCAAAAGAAAAAUGUUGCUGAUCCACAUGGCAACAUUUUUAUUCGAGCCGAGUAG
Molecule: messenger RNA, 6843 nt
Organism: Pocillopora meandrina
Lineage: Eukaryota; Metazoa; Cnidaria; Anthozoa; Scleractinia; Pocilloporidae
Source: the annotation of a GenBank genome assembly